Molecule: messenger RNA, 2184 nt
Organism: Solenopsis invicta (red fire ant)
Lineage: Eukaryota; Metazoa; Arthropoda; Insecta; Hymenoptera; Formicidae
Gene: AMPKalpha
Product: 5'-AMP-activated protein kinase catalytic subunit alpha-2
Exons: 11
Coding region: 371-1918 (515 amino acids)
Biological process (GO): protein phosphorylation; intracellular signal transduction
Cellular component (GO): cytoplasm
Molecular function (GO): ATP binding; protein serine/threonine kinase activity
Source: RefSeq, a predicted model, not a curated record
GUCGCAUAACAUGGUAUUGGAGGAAGGGGGAGCUGGGGGGAGCAACGUAGAUUCACAGGAAAAGUACGCAAGUAUACGAAGAUUCAGCUGGAUUCAGUACAUCCAGGGUGGACGCCUCCUUGACCUCGAGGAGGCUCCAGUCAUAACCUGGAAUUAAUAAAGUGCGGUACCGUGUCCAUAAAUAUACAAGGAAAUUUAAGACGGAAAAGAAGAGGAGGUCUAAAAGGUUACAAAGAGGAGAUCUGGAAGAUCCGGAGCAACUCUCUAUUGUAUCCGAUCUUUAAGAUCAAUUCGGAGUUUGGCCCCUUUUCUAUCUGCGCCCGUCGACUGCCAACUUAUCUCCGACGAGCCUUGAUUCAACGAAUUCAAGAUGUCGGAAAAACUUCCGAGUAAUCAGCCACAGCCCAUUGUUAAGAUAGGCCACUAUACAUUAGGUCAGACUUUAGGUGUGGGUACAUUUGGCAAAGUAAAAAUUGGAGAACAUGUUUUAACGAAACACAAAGUCGCGGUAAAAAUUCUGAAUCGCCAAAAAAUCAAAAGCCUAGAUGUUGUGGGUAAAAUUCGCAGAGAGAUACAAAAUCUGAAGCUCUUCAGACAUCCUCAUAUCAUUAAGCUAUAUCAAGUCAUAAGUACGCCCACAGAUAUAUUUAUGAUAAUGGAAUACGUCUCGGGAGGAGAGCUGUUCGAUUAUAUUGUUAAACACGGCAAACUGAAGGAAUAUGAGGCGCGCCGAUUUUUCCAGCAGAUCAUAUCAGGCGUCGAUUAUUGUCAUCGACAUAUGAUCGUGCAUCGUGAUCUGAAGCCAGAAAAUCUUUUGUUAGAUCACAAUCUCCACGUGAAAAUUGCGGACUUCGGUCUGUCAAACAUGAUGAUGGACGGCGAGUUCUUGCGUACUUCGUGUGGCUCCCCGAAUUACGCCGCGCCAGAAGUCAUAUCUGGCAAAUUAUAUGCCGGGCCCGAAGUCGAUAUCUGGUCUUGUGGCGUUAUAUUAUACGCGCUGCUUUGUGGUACCUUGCCAUUUGACGAUGAACAUGUUCCUACUCUUUUCCGCAAAAUUAAAUCUGGUGUUUUUCCUAUUCCGGAAUAUUUGAACAAGAGUGUUGUCAGCCUGUUAUGCCACAUGUUACAAGUAGACCCAAUGAAGAGAGCGACUAUUGAAGAUAUUAAAAAACACGAGUGGUUCCAAAAGGAUUUACCAUCGUACUUAUUUCCAUCACCUGUCGAGCAAGAUUCUUCAGUUAUUGAUAUAGAUGCUGUGAAUGAAGUAUGCGAGAAGUUUAACGUGAAAGAACCGGAAGUACAUUCCGCACUGCUGGGCGGCGAUCCACAUGAUCAACUGGCCAUCGCUUAUCACUUGAUUAUAGAUAAUAAGAGAAUCGCUGAUGAAGCUGCUAAAGCGGAAUUAAAAGACUUUUAUGUGGCAUCUAGCCCUCCACCAGUGGCGUUUAGUCCAAACGAGGCGAACAGCAGUCCGUUGAGGCCUCAUCCAGAGAGAAUUGCACCAUAUCGCGAACGUCAAGGUUCACAAGGCAGUGCACCCGCGCAGAUGCAAGGUAAUCGUGGUACGCCUGUGAAAAGGGCGAAAUGGCAUUUAGGAAUCAGAUCACAAUCAAAGCCCAACGACAUUAUGAAUGAAGUUUAUCGUGCUAUGAAGGCGCUUAAUUUUGAGUGGAAAAUCGUAAACACAUAUAGCGUCAGAGUAAGACAUAAAAACAAUUUGACCGACAGAUAUAGCAAGAUGUCGUUACAAUUAUAUCAAGUUGACCAUAAGAGUUAUUUAUUAGACUUUAAAUCCUUAUCCAGCGAAGAAGAGGAUAUUGGACGAGAUCCAACAUUGCCACCUCCACAAGCAACAGGCCAUCACACAAUGGAAUUUUUCGAAAUGUGUGCAGCAUUGAUUACGCAAUUGGCACGAUAGCGUGCCUGCUUCUUUUUUAAAGUUAUAUUAAAUAUUGUUAUAUAAAGAGUUUUUAAAUCAUCGAUUAAUCAAUCGCAUUAUGCGUGAAUACAGUUUUUUUAAAGUGGCAUUUGCGUAUAAUACAUCGAUCAAUCGAUGAAUUAGAAAAUUCAUCUUUAUUAUGCUUUUAACAUUGUAUAGUUUGAAAUAAAUCCAGGUACUGUAAAAUACAUUAUGUAAGUCUUGUCCUUUACAAAAUAAUUUCAAUAAAGGCAAUAUUUUUCGAG